Molecule: messenger RNA, 1389 nt
Organism: Sabethes cyaneus
Lineage: Eukaryota; Metazoa; Arthropoda; Insecta; Diptera; Culicidae
Gene: CAH3
Product: carbonic anhydrase 2
Exons: 5
Coding region: 540-1307 (255 amino acids)
Cellular component (GO): cytoplasm
Molecular function (GO): zinc ion binding; carbonate dehydratase activity
Source: RefSeq, a predicted model, not a curated record
GCACCGAUAGCUUAGAGGUGUCACGGACAAGCUGAAUAAACUGCUGCAAAAGAAAGGAAGGAACUUCGAUGCAGGAUGCAUUCACCGUAUUUCGCAUUUGCCAAAAGAUUUGUAAACAUUUCCGCUUUCAAUAUUUAAUUUACGACGCCAAAGUGGUGAAUGCGUGGCGAUUUCUACACAGUAAUAAACUCAUACAUCCGUAGCGGAAGAGUGAUAGAAAGUGGGAAGAAAAACAACAACAAACAGUGAACAAUCUUCGAUCUUUGGCUCUGCUUCACGCUCAUGAUUGAGGUGCAAAACGGCGGCGAUAAUAGGCUAUCUCACAUUACAUUCUGGUGUGUUUAGUACGUUUAGUAUCAGAAAGUGCCCAAUAAAAUCUGCUGAUAUUCGUCGCUAAUUGACUACAAGUUGGUUCGUGAGCGACGCAAGCGAUAGUCUGAAAGAACAAAACGUGACUGUGAUAAUGUGCUGUUGAACAUUUUUCUGCUUUUGUAUUCGGACCAUCUUGCAACUUGUGAUAGCCAAAAUAGUAAUUCACAAUGCCAACUUCAGCCCCAGUUCAGUCGCCAAUUUCAUUGAGCCAACGAUCAACCAACUUCAAGGAUUGUUUACAUCCUUUAGAAUAUUUUGGCCACUGGGAUGGUAAAGGGCGCGCGAAAAUCGUCAACAAUGGAGCUUCUGCAAUGAUAACAUUCACGGAUCGACCCUAUCAACCGUUUAUAAUUGGAGGUCCACUAGAAGGAAAGUACAUCUUUGAACAGUUGCAUUUUCACUGGGGCGUCGAGGAUGAUUCCGGUUGUGAACAUAUUUUAGAAGGAAACAGUUAUUCCAUGGAAGCCCAUGCUGUACACUACAAUGCACGUUAUGGUAGCUUCCAGGAAGCGGUGGACAAACCUGAUGGUCUAGCAGUGACAGGUUUCUUUGUGCACGCAUACGGAGAUACCGACUGUCCAGAGUUCGAUAAAAUCGUCAACGGAAUAAAAUAUAUCAAGAAACCUAAUUCUGAAGUAGAUAUCGAUGCAGAUUGCCUCUCUUGGAUGGGACUGCAAGAUCUCAGCCGGCACUAUUAUACCUACAAAGGCUCUCUAACAACGCCACCCUACUACGAAAGCGUAACCUGGAUUGUAUACAAAACGCCAGUGUACGUAUCACGAUUACAGAUAGCGGCAUUCCGGGAGCUACAAUCUUGCCCUAAAGAUUCCAACAAGAAAAUAGUUAACAAUUAUCGCGAAGUACAGGUACCGAAGGAACAUCCGGAGAUCAUCUUCGUGCGAAACAGCGGUGGACGCAUGCGCUCAAAGCUAUAAACUGCAAAAUCAAUGCGAAUGCCUUUUUGUACAACAGUUUUGUAAUAAUGUUUUGGUAUGCACCAAAUAAAAAUGUUUUUAA